Amaranthus tricolor (Joseph's coat) is the source of this 790-nucleotide messenger RNA. Its product is annotated as ubiquitin-like protein ATG12. The record is from RefSeq and is a predicted model, not a curated record. Gene Ontology annotation, cellular component: phagophore assembly site membrane; Atg12-Atg5-Atg16 complex; cytoplasm. The transcript is spliced from 5 exons. Bases 106 to 390 code for a protein of 94 amino acids. NCBI's taxonomy places the organism in Eukaryota, Viridiplantae, Streptophyta, Magnoliopsida, Caryophyllales, Amaranthaceae. Gene Ontology annotation, biological process: C-terminal protein lipidation; autophagy of mitochondrion; autophagosome assembly.
CAAUUUACAAAUAUCUUCAAUAACAUAAAAAUUACAGUCCAAACUUCAUUUGCUCAUUUUUCUGUCGGACUCGGAAUAGCAGUAGUUUUGUUGAUUGAAGCUUCCAUGGCUUCCGAGUCGCCCAGCGCCGUUCGAAAAGUUGUGAUUCAUUUGAGGGCUACAGGUGAUGCACCCAUUCUCAAGCAACAAAAGUUCAAGGUUUCUGGCACUGACAGAUUUGCUAGUGUUAUUGAUUUUUUAUGUCGUCAACUUCAUAGAGAUACUUUGUUUGUUUACAUCAACAGUGCCUUUUCUCCAAAUCCUGAUGAAUCCGUGAUAGAUCUUUACAACAAUUUUGGAAUUGAUGGUAAGCUGGUUGUCAAUUAUGCUUGUUCCAUGGCGUGGGGCUGACUUUGGUGCCUAUAUCUGCUAGUACUUCUCAAAAUCCUUUCACCGGAAAGGCUUUGAUGCAUUAAGUUUUAGGAAGUAACCAUGUUUGAAGUUAAACGUGUGAAAUACUUAAUUAUGUUAUCGUGACUUGUUGAAUUGAACAGAAUUUUACAUUAUUUUGCUGCUAUAAGGUCACGCUGGAAGAUACGACAAACUGUGAAAAUCUCGAGAAGCUAAAUAGCUAAUAGAUUGGGGAGUUUGCCGGUUUCAUCUCUUUCUAACUCGUCAGACUAUUAUACUUCUGCAAAUGGUACAUUUAUUAUACGUUUGCUUGAUAUUGCUUGUAAAUUUGACAUGAUUUCUGUUAAUAUCUGUUUUUAACAGAUGAAUUUGCUUCUAAUAUAUCAAUAUGCUUUGGUCU